UAGCGUUCCUGCGCGGCGUCACAGCUUCCGGCGGAGCCAGGGUGUUGAUGUCCCGCGGCGAAGGCCGUGUUGAGUUGAAAGCUGAGCGAGCUCAAGAGGAAUAAGGGGGAAUUCUAGUAUCUGCUGCGGUAACCUCAUCAGCCCGCCAAGAUGGCGAUGCAAGCGGCCAAGAGAGCGAACAUUCGACUUCCACCUGAAGUAAAUCGGAUUUUGUAUAUAAGAAAUUUGCCUUACAAAAUCACAGCUGAAGAAAUGUAUGAUAUAUUUGGGAAAUACGGACCUAUUCGUCAAAUCAGAGUGGGGAACACACCUGAAACUAGAGGAACAGCUUAUGUGGUCUAUGAGGACAUCUUUGAUGCCAAGAACGCGUGUGAUCACCUGUCCGGAUUCAACGUUUGUAACAGAUACCUCGUGGUUUUGUACUAUAAUGCCAACAGGGCAUUUCAGAAGAUGGACACAAAGAAGAAGGAAGAACAGUUGAAACUUCUCAAGGAAAAGUAUGGCAUCAAUACGGAUCCACCAAAGUAAACGUUUUCUGCAUUUUUAUUUUGGACUGAAAAACCCAUGAAUCACCACUCUACCCUUUUUCAGUUUUUAAUUAAUAUUGAUUAUUGCAGUUUCUUGAGGUUAAUGACGUGCUUGAAACUUUGAUACAUAUUAGAAUGUAUUGUUAGUAAACCUGGAGCUUUUUAUAAAACA
Messenger RNA from Pipistrellus kuhlii (Kuhl's pipistrelle), 699 nucleotides. RefSeq names its product splicing factor 3b subunit 6 (gene SF3B6). Bases 151 to 528 code for a protein of 125 amino acids. Lineage: Eukaryota; Metazoa; Chordata; Mammalia; Chiroptera; Vespertilionidae. The record is from RefSeq and is a predicted model, not a curated record. Gene Ontology annotation, cellular component: nucleus; cytoplasm; ribonucleoprotein complex. The transcript has 4 exons. Gene Ontology annotation, molecular function: mRNA binding.